AAUUUUAAAGGGUGCCUCGGCAUUGUCCAUAAUUUUAAAGGGUGCCUCGGGACUGUCCAUAAUUUUAAAGGGUGCCUCGGCACUGUCCAUAAUUUUAAAGGGUGCCUCGGGACUGUCCAUAAUUGUAAAGGGUCCCUUGGGACUGUCCAUAAUUUUAAAGGGUGCCUCAAAACUGUCCAUAAUUUUAAAGGGUGCCUCGGGACUGUCCUGUCCAUAAUUUUAAAGGGUGCCUCGGGACUGUCCAUAAUUGUAAAGGGUGCCUCGGGACUGUCCAUAAUUGUAAAGGGUGCCUCGGGACUGUCC
Staurois parvus is the source of this 303-nucleotide messenger RNA. Lineage: Eukaryota; Metazoa; Chordata; Amphibia; Anura; Ranidae. The record is from the annotation of a GenBank genome assembly.